Molecule: messenger RNA, 2577 nt
Organism: Cheilinus undulatus (humphead wrasse)
Lineage: Eukaryota; Metazoa; Chordata; Actinopteri; Labriformes; Labridae
Gene: parp3
Product: poly (ADP-ribose) polymerase family, member 3
Exons: 11
Coding region: 163-1761 (532 amino acids)
Cellular component (GO): site of double-strand break
Molecular function (GO): NAD+ poly-ADP-ribosyltransferase activity
Source: RefSeq, a predicted model, not a curated record
UCCUGACUGUAGAGUGAACGUAAACUUCCCGAAAUCAGCUGAAUUAACUCAGCCUGGCGACAGCCUCUUCAGCAACGAGAAGACUGCUUGAGUUACCGUCGGUGUGUCCGUCUGCCUGCCUCUCUCCUUCGCCCACAUUACUGAAAGUAGAAAGUCAGGACCAUGGCACCAAAGAGAAAAGCAGCUACUACUGCCAAGGCAAGUGGCAAGAAGGCUAAAGAGGAAACACCAAAGCCUAAGGAUGCCUUUACUACAGCAAAAGAGGCUCUUCUAGCUGCUGGACCCCAGGUCAAAGGCAAAAAGAAGGUGGAUGAGCAUUGUCACCUGUCAGGAUCUGGAGAGGUGCAUGAGGACUAUGACUGCAUGCUCAAUCAGACAAACAUUGGACACAACAACAAUAAGUUUUAUGUCAUUCAGGUUAUUAAAUCUGGCAAAACAUACUAUUCCUGGAACAGGUGGGGUAGAGUGGGGGAAGUUGGACAAAGUGCCCUUAAAAACUUUAGUAAACCUGAGGAUGCUGUGAAGGACUUUGAGAAAAAGUUCAAGGAUAAGACAAAGAACAACUGGAGUGAUCGCUCUAAUUUUGUGACACAUGCUGGGAAGUACACCCUGAUAGAGGUGGACGGAGAGGAGGAUGCUGAGGUCAAGGUAAAUGUCGACAGUGUGGAUGGAAAGACUCUGACUGUGAAAGGCAGCAAAAAUAUCCUGCCCUGCACCCUUGAUAAUGCCACAAAGGGCCUUGUUGAGCUCAUUUUCAGCAAUGACAUGUUCAAGGAAGCAAUGGAAUGUAUGAACCUAGACAUAAAGAAAAUGCCUUUGGGUAAGCUCAGUAAGCUGCAGAUUGCAAAGGGCUUUGAAGUGUUGGAGGAGAUCGAAGCAGCAAUGAACCGGAAAAGCAAAAGUGGAGUUUUAGAAGAACUCUCUUCAAAGUUCUUCACUAUAAUCCCUCACAACUUUGGCCGCAACAGACCCCCAACCAUCAAUGACAAAGAGAUUGUGGAGCAGAAGAAAGAGAUGCUUAUGGUGCUCGCUGACAUCGAGCUAGCACAGACUCUGAAGUCAGAGACUGAAAAGGCUCAGGAAGAGGUUGAGACGGUUCCUCACCCUCUGGACCAGGACUACAAUUCUCUGAAAUGCAUGCUCAAGUUGAUGGACAAGGACACAGAUAUCUUCAAGAUUAUAGAAAAAUACCUGAAAGCGACUUCAGAAAAUGGCUAUUACAAACCAAAGAUUCUCAAUGUUUGGGAAAUUGAUCGAGAGAAAGAGGGAGACCGAUUUGAUGAACAUGAUAAUCUAGAGAACCGCCGUCUGCUGUGGCACGGCACAAACAUAGCAGUGGUGGCAGCAAUCCUGAAGAGCGGUCUGAGGAUAAUGCCCCACUCAGGAGGUCGUGUUGGGCGUGGUAUCUAUUUUGCAUCUGAAAACAGCAAGUCAGCAGGUUAUGUACGAUGCUCUAAGAACACUGGGGUGAUGUUUUUGAGUGAGGUAGCCCUUGGCAAAGAAUCGACCAUCACCAGGGAUAACUCUUCUCUGAAAAAGGCUCCUGCAGGCUUUGACAGCGUGGUGGCACGAGGAUCAGUAGAACCAGAUCCUUCCAAGGACAUCUUCAUCACCCUGGAGGGUAAAAAAGUUGCUGUGCCGCAGGGAAAGCCCAUAGAGCAGCCCCAGUUCAAAGACAGCUACUUCAGCAACAGUGAAUAUCUUAUCUACAAGGAGAGUCAGUGUCGCCUUCGCUACCUGCUUGAGCUUAACAUGCACUAACUCACCUUGAGAAAAGAAGCAGACCCUUUAAAGGAAAAAUCUAACCACCCACUCUGCAUUAUGGGCUUCCUUAAAAGCUUUGCUAUUCUCAUGAUAACAUAUUCCUAUCAUUAUGCAUAAAUAGAUCAUACUUCCCUGUGCCUUAUAUUUUAACACUGUAAACUGGCCUGCCUCUGACAGACUGCACUUUAGUUGUGAUAUACAGGCAAACUCUAAACCCUUCUAAUUCCUUUUCCUACACAAUGAAGAGUUUUUAUUUCUUACUCAGUCUUCAUUUAAAAUGUCUAAAAUGCUUCCAGAUGUUUGCACCUUUUCUUCAUUGAUUUAUGCUCUGUGUGUUUUAAUUUGCUGCCAUGUUCUGGUUUGAGUAGAUCGCCUUUUAGAUAUUGCACCUUUUUAAUCUAAGUCAAUAUUGUUAUAUAAACAUGUUCCCUGGGAAGAAAAUACCAUAAAGGAAGAAUUUCCUGCACGCCUUUGUUCAGUAAUACUGUGUAUUGGAGGAUAUAUGAAGCAGAUACUCUAUGCACAGACUUGUUUAUAGAAAAGGGAGUAAGGUGCAAUUUUGUGUUUGAUGCUUGAGCACUGGUAAAAAGAAAUGUGAUAUUUGGUUGAGCUGUAAUUAGCAGUGUAAAGUAAGGUAUCAUGUACACCAGGAAGAGGCUGUGCACAGACUUGCCCAGCAGGUCAACAAGCUGCAUUUUCAAAUGUCACCACAUGGGGUCAGGGAUGAGCGAUAUCUGUUGAAAUGUAAUGACCUUGGCAGAUUUGCACUAAGAUUAUACUUGAAUCAAUCAAAAUUAAUAAACUAAAGUGCCC